AUGGAGAAGAGCAGCUACGCCAUGGCCAAGUUCGGCUUGGAGGCCAAGGAGGCGAUGCCCAAGCGGGACUGCGGCUUCUACAUGAAGUACGUCUUCCUCUUCACGUCCCUCAUCCAGUUCCUCAUCAUCCUGGGGCUGGUGCUCUUCAUGGUGUACGGCAACGCGCACGCGGGCACCGACACGCACCUCCGGCUGCUGGAGGAGCAGAUGCAGGACCGCUACAACAAGAUCAUCACCCUCAGCGGGAGGAACGCCAACCUGACCCGCACCCUCAACAACACCCUGAAGGAGAAGCAGGGGCUGCAGGGCACGCUGCAGAAGGUGCAGCGCGAGCUGGACAAGUGCAACAGCAGCCAGCUCCCCAACGCCACCCCCAAGCUGCAGGAAAUGAUGAGGAUUAUGAUCUACCAGAAGAUGAUGCUGGAGGAUUACCACAUGACCAUCAACCUCAUCAAUGCCAACUGCAGCGCCGAAAAGGCGCAGCUGCGGAGCCAGCUGGACAAGACGGCCCUGGCGAGGAAGGAGCUGGAGGACAACUGCGCCAAGGCGAGCACGGCGCUGGCCAAGGCCAGCCAGGAGCGCGAGGGCUGCCAGCAGGAGCUGCUCAGCACCCAGACCCUGUGCGACUCCACCAAGUCCCACCUGGAGCUGCUGAAGCGCGAGUGCAGCAUUCUGCGCCCGGACAUCAGCAUCUCCCUCCAGCGCAUCAGGGAGACGAUAAGCCCCUACGGCUGCAGCUCCGCGCACGAGGAGCUCAGGAGGCUGACGCAGCGCACCGAGGGGCUCUUCCUCCAGCAGCAGGAGCGCGACACCAUGUACAGGGAGAAGAGCGCCUGCGACGUGAACCUGCUGCAGUGCCGCUUCAACUGCUCCCGGGAGAAGCAGGAGCUGGAGAAGCGGCUGCAGGAGGCCGACAAGCAGCUGAAGGGCAGCCAGGAGGAGAAGAAGAAGCUGCUGGCGGAGAAGGAGCAGCUCAGCAAGGAGGUGGGGGAGAAGAGCAAAGCCGCCGUGCAAGCCAACUACUUGAAGCAGCGGCUCAGCAUCUGCGAGGGCUCCAAGCUGGACACCUUCGACAUCACGGGCUCGUGGGUGCCGGGGACCCUGGGGGGCAGCGUGCGGCCGGGGCCCUUCGCCAGCCCCAGCUCCUACGCAGAUCCUCUGAGGAACCUGGGCAAAAACAGCAUGGAGGAGAUGCAGCGGUUGGUGCAGAAGAUGAUGGAGCAGUACAUGGCCACGCUGAAGAACCCCAGCGGCUAG
This is a messenger RNA of Cygnus atratus (black swan), 1257 nucleotides long. It is a transcript of the gene PLVAP, whose product is annotated as plasmalemma vesicle associated protein. NCBI's taxonomy places the organism in Eukaryota, Metazoa, Chordata, Aves, Anseriformes, Anatidae. The coding region runs from base 1 to 1257 and encodes 418 amino acids. The record is from RefSeq and is a predicted model, not a curated record. The transcript has 6 exons. Gene Ontology annotation, biological process: positive regulation of cellular extravasation; regulation of vascular permeability. Gene Ontology annotation, cellular component: caveola.